Phyllostomus discolor (pale spear-nosed bat) is the source of this 825-nucleotide messenger RNA. RefSeq names its product protein jagunal homolog 1-like. Gene Ontology annotation, cellular component: endoplasmic reticulum membrane. NCBI's taxonomy places the organism in Eukaryota, Metazoa, Chordata, Mammalia, Chiroptera, Phyllostomidae. Gene Ontology annotation, biological process: granulocyte colony-stimulating factor signaling pathway; vesicle-mediated transport; endoplasmic reticulum organization. The record is from RefSeq and is a predicted model, not a curated record.
AUGCAAAGUCAAUGUUAAAUAUUUAUCUAGUCAAAAUGUACAGUGUCAUAUGCUAGCAUUUAUUCUGUAUUCAGAGACACUGACAAAUCUUUCUCUUGCCUACUCCCUCUCUCAUGCACACAUCCCAAGUACUCCUAUGUAACCUAAAAAUUUUUUUUGUUGUUCUGGAGCUGAGAUGGUGUGAACAGAGUCUUCAGGCAGCAGAGGGUUGGCGCAAGGGGCUCCAGGGUUUUGGGCAGGACCAAGUGAUCUCUUGGACAGGCCUGUGAGCUGCCCGCAUGGAUGGCCACAACUUCCAGCACCGGAAGUGUGUUGCCAUGCACUACCAGAUGAGCGUGACCCUCAAGGAUGAAAUCAAGAAGCUGAUCUACAUGCAUCUGGUCAUAUGGCUGCUGCUGGUUGCCAAGAUGAGUGUGGGACACCUGAGGCUCUUGUCGCAUGAUCAGGUUGGCCAUGCCCUGUCAGUGGGAGUACCAUGCUUGCUGAGCAUUGUGCCUUCUCUCUUGGGCCUCCUCUCCUUCCCCCGCAACAACAUCAGCUACCUGGUGCUCUCCAUGAUCAGCAUGGGGCCCUUUUCCAUCGCUCCCCUCAUUUAUGGCAGCAUGGAGAUGUUCCCUGCUGUACAGCAGCUCUACUGCCAUGGCAAGGCCUACCACUUCCUCUUUGGUUUUUCUGCUGUGUCUCUCAUGUACCUGGCAUUGGAGCUGGCAGUUGAAGUGCAUGCCUAUCAGUUAUGCUACAGUAAGAAGCUCCUAGACCCUUGGUUUAUCAGCACACAGGAGAAGGAGCAUAAAUGAAGCCUGCCUGAUGGACUGAUCUCUGGGG